Messenger RNA from Paramisgurnus dabryanus, 4119 nucleotides. RefSeq names its product alkaline phosphatase, biomineralization associated (gene alpl). Gene Ontology annotation, cellular component: plasma membrane. Lineage: Eukaryota; Metazoa; Chordata; Actinopteri; Cypriniformes; Cobitidae. Gene Ontology annotation, molecular function: alkaline phosphatase activity. The record is from RefSeq and is a predicted model, not a curated record. Gene Ontology annotation, biological process: dephosphorylation.
CCAGGCGGCUCUGAAUAGAGAAGCUGCAAGAAUGCUUCUGUUGAUGCACAUCAUCAUGUGACUAGAGUUUUAAUAGCAAGACUUGCACGAGUUGAGAGUUUAUCACGUUUGUGCUUUGAAGUCACCGGAAUCCAACAAGUUGCACGAGGCUCGCUAUGAUCUCCGGUUUUCCAGUGAAUAACGGGACGACGCUUAUUUACACAGAAACAGAAGGAGGCAAUCACUGACUGCUUUGGAACGUGAGAGUCGUCGUGCAGACAGCGGUAGACAGACGACACAAUGAACGCCGCCAUACUCUUCAUACUAGGUUGCCUGGUGUGGGAAGGCUUGGGGUUUCCAGAGCCGGAGAAGAACCCUGUAUUCUGGAAUGAAUGGGCCCAGCGCACGCUAAAAAAUGCCUUGACACUCCAAGAGCUCAACAAAAACGUUGCUAAGAAUAUCAUCUUAUUUCUUGGUGAUGGUAUGGGCAUUCCCACAGUGACAGCAGCACGGAUCCUGAAAGGUCAGCUGAGUGGCCAACCCGGUGAGGAAACUCAGCUGGAGAUGGACAAAUUUCCCUAUGUUGCCCUGUCUAAGACAUACAACACCAAUGCUCAGGUACCAGACAGCGCGGGCACAGCCACGGCUUACUUGUGCGGUGUCAAAGCCAAUGAGGGUACGGUUGGAGUGAGCGCAGCAGCUGUUAGAUCCCAGUGUAACACCACUCGGGGGAACGAGGUCACUUCUAUUCUUAGGUGGGCCAAAGAUGCAGGUAAAUCAGUGGGAAUCGUAACAACAACGCGUGUGAAUCACGCCACACCCAGUGCAGCCUAUGCCCACUGUGUAGAUCGUGACUGGUAUUCGGAUGGAGACAUGCCAUCUGAAGCAUUGCAAAGCGGAUGCAAAGAUAUCGCCAGACAACUCUUCGAAAACAUUCCUGAUAUUAAUGUGAUUAUGGGGGGUGGACGCAAAAGCAUGUACCCCAAAAACACACCAGACGUGGAGUACCCAUCAGAGAAGAAGCACAACGGUACCCGCAUAGACGGCAGGAAUCUGGUGGCGGAGUGGCUUGACAGGGUGAAGGACAAGAAAGGUUUUUAUGUUUGGAACAAGAGGGAUCUCCUUUCUCUGAACCCAAAUAACAUGGAUUAUCUGUUAGGCUUAUUUGAACCAGCAGAUCUGGCCUAUGAACUGGAGAGAAACAAAGAAAAUGAUCCUUCUCUCACCGAGAUGGUGGACGUGGCCAUCAAGAUCCUGAAAAAAAAUGAACGUGGAUUCUUCUUGCUUGUGGAAGGUGGACGCAUUGACCACGGACACCAUGAGGGAAAAGCGAAGCAGGCCUUGCACGAGGCCGUGGAGAUGGACCGGGCCAUUACGCGUGCUGGUCUCCUCACAAGCAUUUAUGACACAAUGACUGUAGUCACAGCCGAUCACUCCCAUGUCUUCAAUUUUGGCGGCUACACGCUACGAGGAAACUCAAUCUUCGGAUUAGCACCCAUGGUGAGCGAUGUUGACCAGAAACCCUUCACAUCCAUUCUGUAUGGAAAUGGUCCUGGGUUCAAAUUGGUUAAUGGCGUUAGAGAAAAUGUCUCAACUGUGGACUAUGAGCAAAACAACUAUCAGGCACAGUCGGCCGUUCCCUUGCGCAUGGAGACUCACGGAGGGGAAGAUGUGGCAAUCUUUUCCAAAGGCCCCAUGGCCCAUCUUCUUCAUGGAGUCCAGGAACAAAAUUACAUUCCCCAUGUAAUGGCCUAUGCAGCUUGCAUCGGUCAAAACAAAGAUCACUGUCGUAAAAAAUCUGGUUCGGCCCCCUCUCUUAAUCACGUCUCUCCUAUGCUGGCUGUUUUUCUUACAGUAACUUGGCUUUUUUGUUGACCUGUUUUGUCCUUUUAUCUAUCACUGUUCUGUGAUUAGAUUAGGAACUAUCUUAACUAAUUCCUUAAAAAGGAGUUGACCAUUUUUAUAAUAUGAUGUUUUUAAAGUUUUCUUAUCGAUAUAGGGACCAAUUCCGGGCAUUAUGAAGAGCAUAUAUGGUCAAUAUGAAGAAUGUUUAUGAAAUUUUUAUUGGAAAACAAAAGUAAAUUGUGGCUGAUUUUCAAACUUUCAUUUAUGAUAGUAUCUUAUCAUACAAGUUUAAAGUUUGCAUAGUUUGCAAAGUGUUUCAAUGGUUUGAAAAAUAGCCCUUUUCACACAUACAGCACUUACUGGAUAAUUUCUAGGUAAUUUCUAGUAACAAGAGAAGCCUUAACAUUACUAAAAAAAAUACAAUUUUGCUUCUUGUGCGAGUAAUAAAAAUGCCAGACACAUUGUAGACCACAUGUGUUCCCAAACAUGUUGUGUUUUUAAAUCGUAAGGCUUUUUGGCACAUCACAGAGGAUUACCGGCAUCUGGUGCCAAUAUGUAAAUGGUAACGAAUAGAAAAAGUAGUAAAGCUUUCGCAAGUGCAAAUAAUUGUACAGAAAUUUACCAGGUUGAAUGUAUGAAAAGGGCUAAAGAAAGUUGAGACAUAAUCAUGUCAAAGAUCUUUAUCGUACGUAUUUGGGUAGUAUGCACACUGCUAUGUCAAGACGACGUCUGACAAGAAACCAUACAGUACUGUACAUCAUCCUCAAGUACUUCAUAUAAAUGUGAGUUCAACAUACAGUACGUGUUCACGUCUGCCAAAUUGUUGGUUUGCAAUCUGCAUUACAUCCCUUAAAUUGUUUCCUGGUGGAAACAAGACAUGUGGCAGACGUUAACGCAAUGUUUAUGAUUAACAUCUUUGUUUAGAUGUUAAUCAAAUGUCUGAACUUAAUCAUUAAGAUGUGAUGCUUUCCAGAAAAUGCACUCCAAGUGGUGUAUCCAUACUAGCUGGAGAUUUGGUUGUUUAAAAAUUGAAAGUCUCAAUGCAGAAAUCACUGAAAACCCUGGUCAGUCGCGCAAUCUAAUUUUGAUAUUUAGAACGUCAAAGUAAAAAUAAAGUAAAAAUUGUGAUUAUUGCUGUAAAUGACAGAUUAAAAACUAAGCCUUCAAUAUAUCAAACCUUUAUUUAAAACAUUUAAAAUACUAAAAUUAAUGAUUUUAUUGACACUACGUUUUAUUAUUCUGCACAAAAAUACCCAAAUUUGGCUUGGUAAAACAGACUUUCGGUCACAUUUUACCUAAAUUUGAAAUCAAAUACAAUCUACCUCAAUGGUAUGUGAUGUUCACUUCAAGGACUGAAGUUGGGUCAAUCAAAUCACCAAUAGUCCCAUAUGAAGAUGCAAAUGCUAUUUUUAUAUCUACAUUCCAUUUCCCCAAGAAGAAGCUAUUUUAUUUUUUUUCCUUUUAAAUUCAUGUUUUUUGUGUUUCCCACAAAAAUAAUGUCUAUAAAUGUUUAAAUUGGCAAUGCUUGAUUUUACGGUAAAAUUUUACAGUAGGGUUAUGUUUGUUAACAGUUGCAUGAACAAACAAGGAGCAAUAUAGUUUAACAUUAUUUAUUUGUCUAUGUUAAUGUUUGUUAAUGCCAAUACAUAUUAGUUGUUCAUGUUAGUUCAUUUUGCAUUAACUAAUGGUAACAGUUACAACUUAAGCUGAAAUUAAAGGGCCCAUAUUAUGCAAAGUCCACUUUUACAAGGUGUUUGGACAUAAAUGUGUGUUGGUCGUGUGUGAACACAACAACCCUACAAUGAAAAAAAUCCACCCACUUUUUCUUCUUUAAUCCCAAGUAAACCAGAGCAGUCUCUUUAGACAUGCCGCUUUGAUUUUCUUGUUAAUGUGAUGUCACACAAACAAAGCCCCUCCCAUGGCCACUGACUGACUGCUUAAUUUUAUCCAAAAGCUUUUCUAAAUGUAUUUGUUAGCAUGUUGUAGCACCAAUGCGGCCAAAUAUACUAUUGUCCCAGACUGUAUUCACAGGAAUCAGAUUUAUUUUUACCGAAAGCAGUAGCUCAUUUGCAUUUAAAGGUACACACACAAAAACAGCACUUUUUUGCUUUCAUCCCAAACAGGGGAAUUUUGACUUGAUAUAACAAAGGAUCUGUGUAGUAUUUUGAGCUGAAACUUCACAGACACAUUCUAGGCAAAUUAGCAUAAUAUAUGUCAUUUAACAAAAUUAAUGUUGUAUUGGUCAUUGUUAGUUCAUGUAUUAACUAAUGUUAAUAAAUACAACCUUUUUGUGAA